UAUUAUUCAGGUUUUCUUUUUAAUAAAAAUAAUUUAGAAAAAAAUUUUAUUUUGAAGCCGUAUACUUGCAAUAAGUGUGGAGAAGCAUUUCAUUAUAUGUGUGAAUUGGAAUAUCAUGCAAAAACUCAUCUAACCCAAAAGGGAUACAAAUGUGAAUGUGGACGAACGUUUUUUCAAUACACCGAUCUUCUUAAUCAUCGUCACCCUGGAGAGGACCCACCAGAACCAGCAGUUCCCCCAAUACCUUCACUUGUCGAAACAUUACCUCAAUUAAUUUCAUCAGCAACUUUAAAGGCAGAAAGGGAAAUGGAAUUGCCGACACCAGAAUUUAAAGAAAAGGGGUUUGAACCUAAGUAUCAAAAUCGUGUAUGGACUGAUAUUCGUUCAAAGCCGUAUAUUUGUCAAUACUGCUCUAAGAGUUAUUCAGACAGUCGGCAAUUAGCCUACCAUAUGUAUAGCCAUCGUGGAGAGAGAGCAUUUAAUCCAAGGGCCAGUCGUUAUUUGAUGUGCAGAAACGAGAAUUCCUACAUAUCUUCUGGAAUUGAUCUUAAAGAUGCUUAA
Molecule: messenger RNA, 561 nt
Organism: Meloidogyne enterolobii
Lineage: Eukaryota; Metazoa; Nematoda; Chromadorea; Rhabditida; Meloidogynidae
Source: the annotation of a GenBank genome assembly